AAAAAAAACCGGAAGCUACUAAGCUCAAUAGAAAACAACAGACACGUGCGAGACUCCAACUACCCGCCAGGCUGCCUCGCAAAACGGAGCCUGCGCUUUUCAACUACUACAAGCUCGACUCCGCUCUGGUUUCCGGUUUCUUCAUCUUCAAGCAUUUCAAUGGAAAUUCACAGGGUUGCUUUCAUCAUCAAGAACCCUUUGUUCGAUGACAAGUUUCUUCUCCGGAAACAGACGCGUCCGCCCAAAUUUGGCGACGAUGAGUAUGAUUCUUACAUUGAUUCCGAUCUCUACGACCUGCCUUCUGUUCAAUUGAAUCCUCUGGAAGGAGAUUCCCAGUCUCCAGUUCUCCUUCAAGGCACAGAAUCUUGUUCGCUUGACGUGGGAAAAUUCGACUUCAAAUCGGCUAUCGACGAGGUUUUGGAGCAGAUGGGGUUUCGGUCGUUUGAUGGGGUAGAAUGGACACUGUGGAAGUAUGAGGAAGAAGCCGAAUUCGGUCCAGUGCCUCCUGUUCAGACUCUGUUCGUUAUGGGGAAAUUGGCGUUUGAAGAUGAACACUUAAAAGAGCUAGGCAAGUGGAUGUCCAUUCAGAGUUGCCUAAACUUGCUUCUAGGAGUGAAACCAGGUAGUGAUCGUGUGGGACCUCUGGUAGUUCUUGGUCUUCUGAAUGAAUCUGAACAAUCUAUGAAGUUGAAAAUUCCACCUAGCUUGCAUUGCCAGGAGUACCCGCCAGGUGUUAUGCUUGUACCUAUGGGAAGUAGAACAGCAAAACCUUUUUGGACUACAAACUUGGUUGUAUUUGCACCUAAGAUAGCUUCCAACUGUUGUGGAGUUAACAGCUCUGUUGCCCAUGGAGAUGCACUUAUAGUGGAUCCAGGAUGUAGGUCUGAAUUCCAUGAAGAGCUUAAGGAAAUUGUUGCUGCUUUGCCAAGAAAGCUAGUUGUCUUUGUUACCCAUCACCAUCAUGACCAUGUUGAUGGUCUUUCUAUUAUCCAAAAGUGCAAUCCUGAUGCUACUCUCAUGGCACAUGAGAAUACCAUGCGUCGCAUUGGAAAAGGUGAUUGGUCACUUAGCUAUAUCUCAGUCUCAGGAGCCGAAGAUAUUUGCAUUGGCGAUCAGCAAUUGCGUGUCAUUUUUGCUCCAGGACACACAGAUGGGCACAUGGCACUUCUUCAUACCAACACUCAUUCAUUGAUCGUGGGAGAUCAUUGUGUGGGUCAAGGAAGCGCUGUCUUGGACAUUACUUCAGGUGGAAAUAUGAAUGAGUACUUCCAAACAACUUACAAUUUUUUGGAUCUAUCUCCACAUGCUUUAAUCCCCAUGCAUGGGAGAGUGAACUUGUGGCCAAAGCACAUGCUUUGUGCAUAUCUCAAGAAUCGCAGAAAUAGAGAGCUGUCCAUCUUGAAAGCCAUAGAGAAUGGUGCCAAUACAUUGUUUGACAUAGUGUCAAAAACAUAUCUUGAUGUUGAUUCCAAGCUUUGGAUUCCUGCUUCAUCAAAUGUGAUGCUUCAUGUGGAACAUCUUGCUAUGCAGAAUAAGUUACCAGAGGACCUAUCAUCGGGGAAGACAAUUGGCAGUGCUAAGGAAUAUAAAGGACUCUACUACUUUGAGGAGGCUACUGUGAGUGAACAAUGUCAAAUUGCUAGUUGUGAUUCUGCAUCUGUUCCUAAGGAUAGUAAUAUUUUGUUAUGGCAUUUUAGAAAGGGUCAUUCCAAUUUCCAGUAUUUAAGACAGUUAUUUCCUUCCAUUUGUUCGAAUAAAACAUCAUUUGACUUUCAAUGUGAAAUUUGUGAAAUUGCAAAAUAUCAUCGUACUUCUUUCCCAAAGUCCAAAUACAAACCAACCUCUCUAUUUAUAAUGAUUCACAGUGAUGUAGGGGGCCCAUCUAACACUCUCAAUCGUACCCACACAAAAUGGUGUGUUACUUUCAUUGAUGAUCACACUCAUAUUUGUUGGGUAUACUUGUUGAAAGACAAAACUGAAGUGCGUUCUGUGCUUAUCAAUUUUCAUUCCAUGAUUCAAACACAAUUUCACACAAAAAUUCAAAUUAUGUGUACAAAUAAUGGCACUUAAUAUUUUAAUUGUAUUAUGGGAAAUUAUUUACAAGAACAUGGAAUAAUACAUCAAAGUUCAUGUGUUGACACACCCCAACAA
Messenger RNA from Malania oleifera, 2151 nucleotides. RefSeq lists its product as uncharacterized. The record is from RefSeq and is a predicted model, not a curated record. The coding region runs from base 160 to 2070 and encodes 636 amino acids. Gene Ontology annotation, molecular function: nucleic acid binding. The transcript is spliced from 12 exons. Gene Ontology annotation, cellular component: plastid. Lineage: Eukaryota; Viridiplantae; Streptophyta; Magnoliopsida; Santalales; Ximeniaceae.